This is a messenger RNA of Trichechus manatus latirostris (Florida manatee), 773 nucleotides long. RefSeq names its product cell death inducing p53 target 1 (gene CDIP1). Gene Ontology annotation, biological process: intrinsic apoptotic signaling pathway in response to DNA damage by p53 class mediator. Gene Ontology annotation, molecular function: zinc ion binding. The transcript has 4 exons. NCBI's taxonomy places the organism in Eukaryota, Metazoa, Chordata, Mammalia, Sirenia, Trichechidae. Gene Ontology annotation, cellular component: nucleus; cytoplasmic side of late endosome membrane; cytoplasmic side of lysosomal membrane. The coding region runs from base 1 to 627 and encodes 208 amino acids. The record is from RefSeq and is a predicted model, not a curated record.
AUGUCUAACGAGCCACCCCCUCCAUAUCCUGGGGGUCCCACAGCCCCCCUUCUGGAGGAAAAAAGUGGAACCCCCUCAACCCCAGGCCGAGCUUCUCCCCCUGUGAUGCAGCCCCCCCCAGCCAUGCCUCUGCCUCCAGCAGACAUCGGUCCCCCGCCCUACGAGCCACCCAGUCACCCAAUGCCCCAGCCUGGCUUUGUUCCCCCCCACGUGAACCCAGACGGCGCCUACGUGCCUCCAGGUUUCUACCCACCUCCAGGCCCCCACCCAGCCAUGGGCUACUACCCACCGGGGCCCUACCCACCUGGGCCCUACCCUGGCCCCGGGGGCCACACGGCCACGGUCCUGGUCCCUUCAGGGGCUGCCACCACGGUGACAGUGCUGCAGGGAGAGAUCUUCGAGGGUGCACCCGUGCAGACGGUGUGUCCCCACUGCCAGCAGGCCAUCACCACCAAGAUCUCCUACGAGAUCGGCCUGAUGAACUUCGUGCUGGGCUUCUUCUGCUGCUUCAUGGGAUGUGACCUGGGCUGCUGCUUGAUCCCCUGCCUCAUCAACGACUUCAAGGAUGUGACCCACACGUGCCCCAACUGCAAAGCCUACAUCUACACGUACAAGCGCCUGUGCUAACGGAGCUGGACUCAACCCCGCUUGUCAGUCUGGUCCUUGUGCUUCGCUCCGUGUGCUCAGUGGCCUGCUCCUCCUCCCACUGGGGCUGGAAACCUUCUCACCGGUCCCCAGGAUGUUCUGUCCUCUUUGCCUUGCCCUACCCAAGC